AUGUCGUGCACGUCGGCGAUAUCGGCCGCCCUGUGAAUCCCUCGUAAGUCAAGAUGACAAGUUGUCUCUUGCCGUGUCCUGAGAUGGAGAGCGGGGAACGCGCCGAAGGUGGUGAACGGCAGCGGUGAAAGCGAGCGAUCGUGAGCGUUGUCGAUGUCAAGCCGAAGGCACAAAAUUGAACAGAAUGUCUUUCCUGCGCGGCUCCGCCAACUACGUCUGGUGCACCACCAGCGUGCUUGGCAAGGGUGCGACCGGCGCGGUCUUCCAGGGUGUCAACAAGAACAACGGCGAGCCAGCGGCGGUCAAAACGUUCAACCAGCUGAGCCACAUGCGACCGCACGACGUGCAGAUGCGGGAGUUCGAGGUGCUGAAGAAGGUCAAGCAUGAAAACAUCGUCAAGUUGUUGGCGAUCGAGGAGGAGCAGGAUGGCCGUGGUAAGGUGAUUGUCAUGGAACUUUGCACCGGCGGCAGCCUCUUCAACAUCCUCGACGAUCCUGAGAACACGUAUGGCUUGGCCGAGAGUGAGUUCCUAUUGGUGCUGGAACAUCUGUCGGCUGGUAUGAAGCAUCUGCGUGAUAACAAUCUGGUCCAUCGGGAUUUGAAGCCAGGUAAUAUAAUGAAAUUCAUCGCUGACGACGGCAGCACCGUGUAUAAACUGACUGACUUUGGAGCUGCCCGGGAAUUGCAGGAGGACCAGCAGUUCGUUUCUCUGUACGGUACGGAGGAGUACCUGCACCCGGACAUGUACGAGCGCGCUGUCUUGAGGAAGCCCGUCAGCAAGAUGUUCGGCGCGACCGUCGACCUGUGGUCCAUAGGGGUAACUCUCUAUCAUGUCGCCACUGGGAACCUGCCGUUCCGUCCGUUCGGCGGCCGGCGGAACAAAGAGACCAUGUACCAUAUCACCACGAAGAAAAUGUCGGGCAUGAUAUCCGGACUGCAGACCUCGGAGAACGGGCCGAUCGAGUGGAGUCGGGAACUGCCGCAGAACUGUCAGCUGAGCGCCGGCCUGAAGAAGAUAGUGACGCCGUUGUUGGCCGGCCUGCUCGAGGCGGAUCCGCAGAGGAUUUGGAGCUUCGAGCGGUUCUUCAGCGAGGUCACCGACACGCUGUGCCGGAAGCCUGUUCACAUAUUCAACGUGCACAAGGCCAGCCUCAUCAAAGUCUUCCUCCAUCCGGAGGAGAAGCUGGUCGCCCUGCAGAUACAUAUUCAAGAUCAAACGGAGAUCAUGCCACACGCGCAGAUCUUGCUUCUCGGCGAGACACCGCUUACGAGCCUCGUCGAGGAGUCAACACCGGGUAAAGGUUAUCCCGACACCAGCAACGACAAACCGCUGAUGCUGUUUUCGCGGGAGAACAACAAUGUGCUGCUGCCGAUGGAAGGCGAGCUACCAAAGUUCCCCGUUUUUCCCAACAUCGUCUCCGUGGAGAACGACGCGAUCCAAGCGAAAGUCGCCUGCUCCGUCGGUUACGUCUGCAAACGAAGAAUAGACAAGCUAGCCUUGUGCAGCAAGUUGUCGCGCGACGCGAUAGAGGCGUUCAGCGGGCUCUUGUCUUUGGAGCUUACUCGAGUGUUGGGCAAGUACCAGCAUUCCAGGGAGUUCACGAAAGCUAUCGAGGACACCGUACUGGCGAUCGAGAGGAUUGAGAACUUCGCCAAACAGGUAUUCCGCAAGUUCGGCGGCCAGAGCGCCGUGGAGACGAAGAAUUGGCGGAAAGAACUAGACGCAAAGGGCAAGGAACUCGCGACCGAGCUGGCGCCGGCAAUAGUGCAGCUUCAUCAGAGGUACGUAAAAGAGGGUAGUUUACGCGGUGAAUGGGACAAUAGUACCCGCGACCUAUGGUGCCCGUGGGCCACAAAAGCGAGCCAACGGGCAGCGACAUUGGUGGAUCGUCUGAGGGACGGUUGGCAACAUCUGCUGAGGGACCGUGCCACUCGUAGUCUCACCUACAAUGACGAACAGUUUCAUGUUCUCGAACGUAUAAAGGUGACGGAAACAGGACGCAGGUUGAAGACGCUCCUCGAGACUGAGUGUGUACCAGCCAUGACGCAGCGGUCCGAGUGUGUCGCCGAUUGGUACAAGAUGGCGCAGACGGUGUACCUGCAGACGCAGAUAUUGGAUAAGGACAUAGACAGCUACGAGCACGCCUUGGAGUCGUUCUCCUAUCGCUUAUCGCAGGAGAGCAAGGAGCGUCACGAAAGCCUGCUGCACUCGCUGGACCGGCUACCGGGCAAGCCGAAGACCACCGAGAAGACGAGCGUGCCCGCCCAGGAGAGCACGAAGAAAUGGCGCAAUAUCUGCGACGUGCAAGAACAAAUUACGGUAAUACUUUAUGAAAACGGUCAGCUCAUAGAUCAGCUUGACCAUUUGUCGGCGAUUGAUAAAUUGGAAGAUAUAGGGGAUUCGGAAUAUCAGCUCUAAUACGGGCAAUCUUGUCAUUUCUCCAUCAAUCCUGACGAUACUUAAAUGAGAUGAAGACUGAAAAUUAGGGUAUAGAUUUAGAGAGAUACGAUAUACGAUGUACAUAUGCGCGCUAAUGUGUACAGAUCUAAGGAUAUAAUGUAAAAACCGUUGAACAUGUCUUAUUGUUACCUUUAUCAAGUAAACUACAAACUUUAAGGUCAACUUAUAUCGUCGUUUUUAUUUCCGAUGCAACGUGAGAACGAUUGCAUCGCAAUAAAUAAUAAUUAUAGCUCUCGAGAGAAGCUAUAAUACAACAAAGCUAAACGUAAACGUGUAUACAGUUCUGUUGUAUGAUUAUGCGGGGCACAUGGUAUAAAACUAGCAAAUUAGAUGUAUCCUUCGCGUAUAUCACGCGUAUAAAGUCGCUACGCGCAGUUUCAUUGCGUGAUUUACGCGUCUA
This is a messenger RNA of Dinoponera quadriceps, 2861 nucleotides long. RefSeq names its product inhibitor of nuclear factor kappa-B kinase subunit epsilon (gene IKKepsilon). Lineage: Eukaryota; Metazoa; Arthropoda; Insecta; Hymenoptera; Formicidae. The transcript is spliced from 4 exons. Gene Ontology annotation, molecular function: protein serine/threonine kinase activity; ATP binding. Gene Ontology annotation, biological process: peptidyl-serine phosphorylation. The coding region runs from base 185 to 2419 and encodes 744 amino acids. The record is from RefSeq and is a predicted model, not a curated record. Gene Ontology annotation, cellular component: cytoplasm.